Molecule: messenger RNA, 3179 nt
Organism: Clarias gariepinus (North African catfish)
Lineage: Eukaryota; Metazoa; Chordata; Actinopteri; Siluriformes; Clariidae
Gene: mgarpa
Product: mitochondria localized glutamic acid rich protein a
Exons: 7
Coding region: 113-1432 (439 amino acids)
Biological process (GO): anterograde axonal transport
Cellular component (GO): mitochondrion
Source: RefSeq, a predicted model, not a curated record
CCCAGUCCCCUUUAAUUUCUCCUGCUCUGCUCUCUGCUGUCUCACUUGAGCUGCUGCUGUACUGUAGCUCUGCCUCUUUUUUCUCUCCACAGUCGUCUCUCCCUGGAAGAAGAUGAUGUAUCCGUGCAGGGCGGCUUUGCAGAGGUUUUCAUCUCUGAGCAGACACUCCAUGACACACCGUGUAAUCCUGCACAGAGAUGUCGUUCCUCGGAGGCUCAUGUCCUCUGUUCCUGGCGGUACUGGAGAGAACGUUAUGUUAGUCCUGCUCUGUGGUGGAGCCUUCGCCGCUGCCGUGACUUAUGCGUACAGGACGGUGUGUAGAGACAGCGCUCGCUUUACUGAGCGUAUGACUGAGAUUGCGGCACGGCCCAAGAACGAGGGCAAAACUAAACCAUGGCCACCAAAGAAUGCAGAGAAAUUGGCAGCGGUAGCGGCUCCUUCUGAGGCAAAAGUGGAAGAAGCAGCGCCGGCGACCGUGGAGCUCCCUGCCGAAGUUAACCGAGUAGAACCCGCCUCCGUGGUGGAGACGGUCGCUGAGGUAGUCGCAGAGGCGGCGGAGGCGGUCGCCGAGGUGGCCGGCGUCGUCGAGGAGACGGCUAAAGAGGUGGCGGCAGUGGCUCACGAGGUGGAGAAGGUCGCGGAGGAGGUGGAGGCUGCGGCCAAGGAGCUGGAAACUCCUGCACUUCCUGUUGUGGAGGAAACGGCCGAUGAAAGAAACGCAACCCAGGAUCUUACAGAAUUGGUUGCUGCUUCAGUUGAGGUUGAGCCAGUUGAAGUUAAGCUAGAAAAGCCAGGUGAGGCCCUUGCUACACCUGUAGCUGAAGAAGCACUGGUUGCCCUUGUAGAAGAAACGCCAGUAGUUGAGGAAACCCCAGGAGUCAAGGAAGCCUCAGUUGCCCAAGCAGUUAUGAAGGUAAAGCCUUCACCUGAAGUAGAGGAAGACCCUGCUUUCCCAGUAGUUCAAGAGGUACCAGAUACACCAGAAGUAGAGAAAGCUUCUGUUGCCCCAGUAAUUGAGGAGGUAACCGUUACCUCAGCAGUUCAGGAGAUACCAGUUACCCCAGUGGUAGAGGAAGCUGCUGUUGCUCCAGAGGUUGAGGAGGUAACAGUUGUAGAGGAAGUGCCAGCAGUUGCCACAGCAGCAACCGAAGCUACCAAGGUGCCAGUCCCCUCUGAAUCUCCAGUAGUCUCAGGAGCUACUGAAGCCACAGUGGUCACAGCAGGUUCAGAAGCAGUUGAAACCACAGCACUCCCUGCUGCUCUGGACGAAUCAGAGUCUAAGCAUGAAUAUGUAGUAGUCAUGUUGGAGGAAGACCCAAAAACAGAAAAGAAGCUUAGGGUACUGGACAUGUCCCCCAAUAGUGGGAACAUCCCAGCUCCAGAGGAUGAGAAUCCAGCAGAACUCGUUACAGGACACGCGCCACCUGCUUAAGAUACAGAUGCUCUGAUAGGAGGGUUAAUAAGAUGUCCUGGUAUAGAUCACCUGUGCCUUGAUGAAGAUUACUCGAUGUGCCUUUCUCCAUUUUAGCCCCCAUCUCUCCCCACACUUUUACUUUCAUUUCGGACGGAUUCCCCUGCACGGAUUUGGCCUUGACAGAGACACGGGAACCUCUUUAUACAAUUCUGUUUGUUUACACAAACCAUUUUGUGAGCUGUUACUGAACCAUGUUUACUCCACUAAUAACAAAACACUUUACAGCACACACAAUUAGAGCACAGGUUUCCUACCGUGAUCCUGGAAAACCUCCUGUUCUGUACACACCUUGAAUCAGCUAAGAAAACAUACCAUUCUUAUUUGAAGUGUGUGUUGGAGCAGAGAAAACAUUAAAAUAAGGAAUGGGGAAACAAGGUUAAGAACCUGCAGUAAAAGAUAUUUCAUAUUUAUGUUUUUUUUUUAUCUAUUCUUAUACCAGCUUUCACAAGGUACACCUUAAUAACGCCAGGAUACAGCGUUCUCGAUGUGCAAGAUGUGAGACACUGUGAAUUACCAGGUAUUUGUUUUGCUUGAACGUUCUCAAGCACUUUCCUAACCACAUUAUUGUGCAUAGAAGUUUCUUUACCUACCUCAAACCUCACUAAAGCUAGAUGUUGCCAUGGUAACAGUAUCAGACCAAACCACGAGUAUGCUUACACCUUUUUUUGCAGCAGCUAUCUUUUAUCUCAAUGAAACACCUUCCUUAGUGCUCAAGAUGAUAUUUUAUACAUAGCUCAAAUUUUGAAGCAUUAAGGAAUUUUGUAAGCGUGUCUGGACUCGGACAGCGAUCAUUCUCGGCAGUGGAGUAUUACGACUCGUUUCUACCUCACCUCAAACCUUACCUCCACCUUGAGGCGCAUUAAAUAUAUUUAUACCAAAAUACAGUAUGUUGUCGUAUGUUAUGUAAAUAUGGAUCUGAUUUGUUGGCUGGUGAUGUGUUUUAUAGUUUGGCUAUGCUGACGUCUUAGGGUGCUCAGCCUGGACAAACGGCUUUGUGGGUAAUGUAGGGAACUGCUAAGUGGAACUAGACCAAUAAUAUCAGUGAAAGAAUUCAACAUAAAAUUUUUAUUGCAGAAUUUUAUUACCUCAUACUAAUUAAAAAUUAAUUUGUAACUCGAUCAGGGUGGAGUUAUUUGUUGUUUUUUUUCAAUUUUAAAAGUUUUUUUUCUAGGUACAAAUUUUUUUUCAGCCAGCACAAAGAUCCUCUGUACAUUACCGCCGUCUUCUUAGCAUGUGCUAUCGACAAAUGUGAAUCAACAAAUGGUUAAAAAAUUUUUUUAAAUAAUCUAUCAGGAAUCCAAAAUCAUUAUACGGUAUUAAUCAUUAUACAGAAGUGUAGCUGUGUGGAUUUAUUAUUCAUCUACCACAGCUUCAGCGUUAUAGAUUUGUUCUAGAUUUUGUAGAUCAUUAAAAGUUCAUUAAUAAUAAAACCAGACAUGGCCAAAAUACAGCGGUUUUAAAGCUUUCUUAUGAACAAACACCUGUUUCAGUUUUUCCCCCCAUAUCAGUUUAAAACGGGGUUAGCAAACUGACUGUAACCUUGACUUAUGCAGAAGAUUUUUUCAUGUUUGGGGCAUUUGUGGUGGUGGUGGUGUGUUGACGAAAUGUUGCUGUCCUGCUGUUCGGCAUGUGCAAGUGUGUCAGUGGUGGUUAUGUGUAAAUGUACCACUUCAGUGUUAAAAAAUAAAUAAAUAAAGGGAAUCAA